AUGGCUGCGAUGCAAGAGCGCAUCAACGCGCAGAUGACUCAAUUCAUGGAAACAAUGCAAGCUGUGGUUCGAGGACAAGAUGAACUAAGGGAGAUGGUCCUUAGGCCCGCAAACACAUCUGGUGUUCCUCCCCCCGAGAACAAUGGUAGUGGCCCUGAAAGUGGUGUUCCUCCACCUCCACCACCUCCACCUCCUCCACCUCCUUAUACUCCUGACCCUGUUCCGGAUCCUACUCAAAAUAGGAGAGUCGUCCAAAUUCCUAUGCCAGAAGAAGAUCAUUGGGAAGACUUUAUGACUCAACCUGAAGACACUGCAAAUGAAAAGAUACGCAUGCUUGAGGAAAAGAUGCGUGCCUUUGAGAAUCAAGAUGUUAUGGGAAUGGAUUUAUCAGAUAUGGGUUUGGUUCCUGGUGUGAGAAUUCCGCACAAGUUCAAAGUGCCUGAUUUUAUCAAGUACAAAGGGAAUUCUUGCCCAAAGACCCAUGUGCGAGCUUAUUACAGAAAGAUGUCCGCUUAUUCCAAUGAUGAGAAACUUCUGAUGCAUUUCUUCCAGGAUAGUCUGACUGGGGGAUCUCUGGACUGGUACAUGCAACUGGAGAGGGCUCAUGUGCGAAGCUGGAAGGACUUGGUGAAUGCUUUUGUAAGGCAUUACCACUAUAAUUCAGAUAUGGCGCCAACUCGGACUCAACUUCAGAAUUUAACUCAAGAGUCUGCUGAAUCAUUUAAAGAGUAUGCGCAAAGGUGGCGCGAGAUGGCUGCCCGAGUACAACCUCCACUGAUGGAACGUGAACUUGUUGAUCUAUUCAUGGGUACUCUGCAAGGGGUUUAUUAUGAUCGUCUGGUUAGUUGUGCCAAAGCUGGUUUCUCAGAUUUAGUCACUGCUGGUGAGCGUGUUGAAGUAGGGAUCAGAUUGGGGAAAAUUCAGACUGUUGGUUCUGGAAGUUCUGCAGAUAAGGGUAAAAAGGUUUUUGGUAGCCAUCAGAAGAGAAAAGAAGCAGAAGUCAGUACUGUUUAUGCUGGUAAGGGAAAAGAACAUGUGACUGCCGUUACUAUCCCUGCUAGUGCUCCACGCCAGGAACAACAGAAACCACAAAAUACUCAACAAAGGCCAAGAAGGCAACUCACUCCUCUGCCCAUGUCUUACACUCAAAUAUUCCACUAUCUGCGCAAAAUUAAUAUGAUCGAGUUACGCACCUGGAGAGUCCCUAGCAAACUCCCUACCGGUCAUAACCCUAAUGCUACUUGUGAAUUUCAUUCUGGGGCCGUAGGGCAUGAUCUUGAGAACUGCUGGGCAUUCAAAUUCGCAGUACAAGACCUUAUUGACUCAGAAGCUAUAGAGUUUGAGGCUCCCAAAAAGCCAAAUGUGAUCCAAAAUCCAAUGCCACCUCAUGGUGGUGCUGCUGUCAACGCAAUUACUUUUGGAGAGGAAUUGAAUUUGGUCACGGAUGUUAACUUUGUGGCUACCCCACUAAAGUUUGUGAAGGAAUAUCUUCUGAAAAGAGAUGUGUUUUCUGGAUGCACCAAAGAUUGCGAGGACUGUUUGAAAUCAGAAAAUGGAUGUGUUCGCUUAAAAGAUAGGAUCCAAUUUUUGAUAGAUGAAGGCUCGCUACAAUUUGAUCGAUUGAAACCCAGAAAGGAUGAGGAAGUUGAUGUCAUUACCAUACCGGUACCUGCAAAAAAGAUUAUUGUCCCAAUACCUGCAAAGAAACCUGUUGUGCUGAUUACUUCACCUGGUCCUAUUCCUUAUGAGAGCGACAAAGCUAUUCCAUGGAACUAUGGGGCAGAAGUCUUUUUUCAAGGGAAGAAAGUUGAUAUCCAGAUUACUGCUGAAACAGAUGUGAAUGAUGUUGGUUGGAAUGGGAGAAUGACUCGUAGUGGUCGUGUGUUUUCCCCUCCCAAACUGGCCGAGGAAAAUACUGAAGCUUUAGCAAAAGAUAAAGGAAAGAGGAUUGUCGUUGAAGGGGCUGAAGAAGAACCAUUUGUUGCUACACCAGAAAUUUAG
Vicia villosa (hairy vetch) is the source of this 2001-nucleotide messenger RNA. RefSeq lists its product as uncharacterized. The transcript has a single exon. The coding region runs from base 1 to 2001 and encodes 666 amino acids. NCBI's taxonomy places the organism in Eukaryota, Viridiplantae, Streptophyta, Magnoliopsida, Fabales, Fabaceae. The record is from RefSeq and is a predicted model, not a curated record.